This is a messenger RNA of Cryptosporidium muris RN66, 825 nucleotides long. RefSeq names its product transcription factor E2f/dimerization partner domain-containing protein. The transcript has a single exon. Lineage: Eukaryota; Apicomplexa; Conoidasida; Eucoccidiorida; Cryptosporidiidae. Gene Ontology annotation, biological process: regulation of transcription by RNA polymerase II; regulation of cell cycle. The record is from RefSeq and is a predicted model, not a curated record. Gene Ontology annotation, cellular component: nucleus; transcription regulator complex. Bases 1 to 825 code for a protein of 274 amino acids. Gene Ontology annotation, molecular function: RNA polymerase II transcription regulatory region sequence-specific DNA binding; DNA-binding transcription factor activity, RNA polymerase II-specific.
AUGUUGAAACGUGUACAUAGUAUGGACAAUGAUGAACCUAAAUUUGAUAGUCAUGCAAUUAAUAAUACCAGUAAUGAGACUGAUAACUUUGUAUUUGAAAUGCUGACUACAGAAACAAAUUCCAGAAAUAUACCUCAAGUAUCUAAUAUAACCUCACAAUCAAAUUUGCGUAACAAUGUAAUUAGCUCUACUAUUCCAAGGGGUACUUUAAGACAAGUUGCAGUUAAAAUAUGUAGUCUAUUAAAAGUUUGGAGAAUCUCAACUCAUAAUGAUAUUGCAGAUAUAUUAAUUAUGGAAUAUUUAGGGCCAGUAGAUCAAGAAAGGUAUAAUUAUGAUAUAUUAUAUCAGAAAAGUCGAGAAUCUAGUGAAAAAAGUAUUAGGAAGAGGGUAUAUGAUGCUAUUAAUGUUUUGAUAUCUGCAACAAUUAUAGGGAGAAGUGGUAAAAGUAUUACUUGGCAAGGAAUAUCACACUUUUUAAACCCUUUAAGACCCACAAAUAUAGAUAAGUGUAUAAAUCCUCCAAAUUUACAAUCAAUUCAAAAGAAAUUACAUGAGAAUAUUGAUAAAUAUGAGAGAUUACAAUACACACUUUCAUCUUUAAAGACAAUUAUAGAAUAUAAUUCUAAGAAUAAGAUUUCAAGUGAGCGAAUUAAGCUCCCAAGUUGCAUUCUUGUGACAAAUUCGUCAGAUAUUGUUAAUAUAAAAUGUACUUAUUUUAACAAUAGGAAGUCAGUGGCUAUUCAAACUACUAAUAUUGUAGAUUUUUUAGAUCAGUUUGACAUAAUAAAUAGAAUUGCAAUGAAUAUCAGGUUGAAGGAGCUAUAA